CGCCAUAUGCGACCAGGAAUGCAAAAUGUCGGCUUGCAGGAUGUCCUAAUUUUCGCGAAGUCCGUUGUUUCGGACUUCCAACGAAGAUAAGACGACGUCAGCCAAGCACAAGAACAUCAAGUUAACGGGGGAAGUACAUAGAAAAACUUAAAGCAUUUGAGGACGUGUAUUAUAAUUUUUAAAACAAAGUGACAAUGGAAAGCAGUGAGUACGAACUUGUCCGCAACUUGACUUUGCUUUUCUUUCUUGAGCGACUUCUGGAUAAAGGCGGGUCUAGGACAUUGCACGAUUUGAGCUGUCAGUUCGGCGCUAAGGGAUUCACGAAAGAAAUGCGCCAAAUUGCUGGAGGUUCGCAGUCUGGACUAAGAAAGUUUUUGUCUCAAUACCCGUCUCUUUUCUCAAUCGAUGGAGACAGUGUAUUUGUCAACUCUUUUGCCGCCCCUUCAGACACCCAGCAGGACACUGGCCUCAAAUAUGUCGGAGGGAAGAGGGACUAUGCCCAAGAAGCUGUGGAAUAUUUCAGCAAGAAGCUUAUGCAGUAUGGGCCAGGAACUGAGGUCCCCAUCAAGAGCCUCUUGGGACACAGGUCUCAGGCAUCUCCCGAAGUCCGCCAUAUCUCGGGUCAGCAUGGCAAAGAGUUCCGUGACUUCCUCGUCCGUUACCCAGAUACUUUUGUGGUUGGGGAGGAGACGGUCAUGCUAAAGGAGUGGGAGGGUCAGGAGCCACAGCCGUUUCAUGAACUGGAGCAGGUACACAUUGAUCCCGCAGUCACGGCACAGUUACUGGGAUUUCUUUCGCAGUGUGUUGAGAUAAAAGGCCCAAUGUUGGUUGACCAGUUGUUCCAUGCCGUAGCUUCAUCGCGCAUUCCCCAAGAUCAGUGGUCGUGCAUGUUUAACACCCCCCAGGAUCUCUCUACCUUCCUCAAAAUGCACUCUAACGUCUUUCACGUGCAGUCGAAUCUCGUGAGUUUAAUUUCUGUUCCUCCUCAAACUUCCCCCGCUAAGUCUUGCAGCAAACGCAGUUGCCAAAUCUCCACCAGUCCACAACUGUGUUCCCCCUCCCAUCAGAACAACAACAUCAAUAACAAUGUUACCAAUGUUAGCUCAAACCCCAUAACAUUAUCCAGUGUUAAUAAUAACGUAGAGUCCCAGGGAGGGUGUCUGCCAGCACCAGUUCCUCCUGCUGCAACCCUUCAGAAUCAGACGUUGAAACAACGAAUCAAUUCACUGGUUAUAAAAACAAUUGCAGAUAACGCAGAAAGGGACAGAAGUUAUGCUGCCUCUGCAUUGGCAAAUAAUCAUCCUCCUGGUGGCGACGCUUGGAAACUGAAAGUACUGCAGAACACGAGGGUCGUCGUUACUGUGAAGGAGAGCCUUCAGGUUGUGGAGGAUAUCUUGUCUCGAGCAGCCACAGAGAAGGUCGCUGUUUCAUUUGACUGUGAGGGCAUCAACCUUGGUGUCAAAGGGCAGUUAAAGCUUGGUACUGCGUCAGGUUUGGCGUACAUCUUCGAUCUUAUCACAUGUCCCACCCUUGUCACAGCCGGUGGACUGCAGCAUCUCCUUGAAUCAGAGACUGUUACGAAGGUUCUUCAUGAUUGCCGCAAUGAUAGCGUUAACUUAUACAAUCAGUUCAACAUAACCCUUCGCAACGUCUUUGACACACAGGCGGCACAUGCGGUCUUGCAGCUUCAGGAAUCUGGGAAACCUGUGUAUAAGGUGAAGAACGUGUCAUUGAACGCUCUUUGUAAACUGUGUGAUGCCCCCGUAAACCCCAUGAAGGAUCAGCUGAAGAAUGUGUACCGCAGGGACCAGCGUUACUGGGGCAGACGCCCGCUGACUCGGGAUAUGAUGCUAUAUGCUGCGUCGGAUGUUUUAGUCCUAGUACCGCAGGUGUACACUGCCAUGACAAGGCUGAUCAAGCCAGAGUAUGAGUCCCUUCUGAAGGAGCUCUGUGAGGAACAGAUUUUCAUGCAUAUUAAGCCAGGUGAUGUAAAACAGCGCAAGAAACAGCGCAAAGUUGAAACAGAACUGGCAGAUUUGCGAAACAAACUUUCAGUAAGCAUUAACAAGACAAACAUCGUGCUCAGCAACAGGGAGAUUCGUCUGCUCAGGUACCUGGAUUUAACAGAAGAGGAGAAGGAGAAGCUGAGGGGUUCAUACAAAGUUGCACGGAAACUGGAGAAGCUGGAGAACGCACAGGACAGAGAUGGGAAGAGUGAAGAUGAAGAUGAAGACGAGGACUGCGACGGUUGUAAUGGCGACAGCGGUGAUUUCCCAAGUUUAGAGAACAGUGGGAAAACUUCACCUUCAUCCGGUGGGUUAACGUCGCCUAGAACGCCCGUGUCGGAGCCCUUGUCUUUGACUGAGUCGAUGCAGUUGUUAGACGAGAUACUUUCUGAUGGACGAAUGGAAAGGCUUGACAAAAUUGAGCGGCUGGAAGCAGUUCUCUCCGUGAUCACGUCUCCACCGGCUGAAAGUGGUGGAACAGAGAGUGUUCUUCCAUGUUGUUUGUGUCGGUGUCACGCUAAUGCUAGUCUGUGCGACCAGCAGGGUACUGCAGGUUCAAAGGCACGAGAUGUUGGCAGUUCUGGUGGACAGGUUGAUGUGGCAUCUCAGACACAUUCAACUGGCGACAUUGUGAUAACAAGAAUCUUUUUCGUCGAGGAGGAGAAGGAACGAGAGAAGACUCUCACGUCAAGCCCCAGGAGGGGCCCCUUACCUCGGCAACAUUCUCCUUCCUCCCCCUCCUAGGAUAGGACUUCGCUUAGGGAUCUUGUUGUUAUCGCUACAUCUUCUAGAAAGAAGAAUCUCUGUUUUGGACAAAAAUUAUAAUUAUAAUUCUAAAUUAUUAAUAAUAAUUAUUCUGUUCUUGGGUUGAAGUCGCCUGUUACAUUUGCAGGGAUCACAGGUUCGGUAGUUGAGCCUUAGCGAUACUUGAACAAGUUUCUGCUAGGUGAGAGUUGUCUCAGUUAGAAGUCACAAGUGCCAACAUGUAAGAUUGUCUUCCUACAGACUAGACGUACUAACAGGAUGACUUACUGUCCAUAGCAAGAGCUUGUGUGAACGAUUUCUUAUUUCCUUCUGCCUAUUUUUAUGUUGCUGGCAACAGAAUUUACAAGAUUCCAUUCAAGUAUAUCCUGUAAAAUAAAAUAAUUAUAGCCCAAAAUUAUCCUAUUUAUGAAACAUUGUUUGGUAUCUAUACAGGUUUUUAGAAUCACCCUGUAUAAGGAUAAAAUUUCUACACAAGACUAGGCAGUAAGUUAGGGGUAUCCAGAAUUUUGUUAGAGAUUUGUUAUUGUUACUGCUGUUGUUUUCAGUGCUGCUGCUUACAUUUUUAUAUAAUUUUAUAGGUAAAAAUUUACCUAAGUACUUUUCAAGUUUGAUGCAAAUUCUCACUUUUAUAUUCUAGACUGUGUUGUAAUGUGAAAAUUUACUGUUAAGAAAAACAUUUAUAUUUCGAAUUUAUGCUGCAAACAUUUGCUGGUACUGAGGUGGUUGGGAAACAUUUUUAUAUUUCUGCAGGGGUUUAAAAUUUUUUCUAAGUUUUUAAAGUAAAUUUUUCCAUUACAGUUUGUAUGAGCCACGUCAGAUUUGCGUACUGCGGUAUGGAGGAAGAUAAACUCUUAAUUAACAGUAGUUUAAUCGUAUGUUUCAUUGUCCUGUGAUGUGUGUGUGGGGGGGGGGGGAGAUGUGACAACCUUCUUCAGAACAGUAAAUGUAAUUAAAUACUCUCUGAUGUGUUUUACCAUUAUUAAAAUAGGAUGUGUAGUUGAUGGUGUUUCUGCCAGAGGCAUCGUGAAACAGAAUAACGUACAUGCUCAUUAUAACAAGUGAUUCCACAUUUGAAUAAAAGUCUUGUCAUAUUCCGUUUGGAACUGUAAGAUGUUCAUUUAAUGUUUGUCAUGAAAUCUGAACUAGUUUCUUAUUAUGGAAGUAGAUUGAAUUGAAAAUCAUAAUGUGUGGCGCUUGCUUCCACAGAGUACGUCUGCAGAUGCUGCAUGUAAGCGCACUUACCAUAGUGUCCGUCUUUUCUUUUCUCUCUUUCUUUCUUUUUUUUUUUCUCCAGAGAAUUUUGUUGAAUAAUGCUUAAAUUUUUUAGACUCGCAGAAAAGACGUGCCUUGCCACUGCUAAUGUGUGAUAACUGUGGAAGUUGGUGCGUGGGUGAAAAAUGCACUUACAUCACAGGUUUGAAUUCUGGAAGACUUCACUUCAUCCAAAAAAAAUGAUAUAUUGUGUUGAGAAUGUAAACUAAUUUUUUUUACGGGAAAAGUUUUCCUGUUGACGUCACACAUCCUGUGCCUGGCACAGAGUGGACGUUGUUGGUGGCAGAAUGUUUUUGUGAAAGGAAGAAUCCUUGUGGAAUGUACACAUUAUUUAUUUGUAUGUUUUUCAGUUUAAUCAGACUUCAUGGCUCUACUUCGUAGAUAUGUUGUUUGCAUUUGUUAUUCUUACUGAUUUGUAUAUUCAGAUCCGCAGACUGUUGUCCACGUUAUUUAUUUAUACCGAAGUCUACGCCACUUCACAUUUUGAGCAUUGAAUUAGGCCCUACAGCUGAGUUUCUCAGCCUGAGGGCUGAAUGUGUAUUAUGUGGAGCCCACAUAUUUUGCAAUAUUGCGUUACUGACGUGAUGCAGAAAACGUGCUUUGCUGAUGUCUGUACUUGGCAGUAGAUAUUGCUGUGAGCAAAUGUACAGUUUACUGAAGAAUUUUAAAUCAAAAGUUGGAUGUGUGUUACUGAUGGGAUUUUGGAAGGAUGCGUGCGUAUUGCAACAACAGAGAUUACAGAUUACUCGAGCAGAAGCAGCGUUUUAUGUAUAUAUAUAUAUAUAUAUCUAUGGUCUGAUUUUGUUCAAAAAUGUUAUUGAGUAAUGUGUGUUCAUAGUACUAAGCCUAUUUAAUAGUAUUUUUAAUAAAUUUCCAUAACAUUUCAAUAAAUUGUCCACGGAAGUUCUUCAUGGUCUAGUGUGAGUGAAGUGCAUCUUCAUGGGUCGUGUUGUUUGCAACAGUGGGUCUGGGAUUCUCGCUGUUGGAACCCUUUGUCACACAAAUUUGGGGAGGGAGAUCAUUAUUUUGAUCACAUUAGUACAAUAAUUAUCAAAUGCUCAUUAAUGACCUCAGGAUACUUUAGUGUAGGUAUGACCUAUAGCAUAAGAGUGACCUUUGGGUCCCAUUACUAGAACAGUGGCUUAUGAGUUGUGGCACGAAGAACAGCUUUGGAAUGUCAUUGUACUCCAAAGAGUACAUAUUCCCAACUUUGUUUAUUAUCUUGUGGCCCCAGGUCUCGAAAGGUGAAGAACCCCUGCCGCGCGGUGUUCGGAUCACAGGCCUUCCACAAUGAGGAUGUUCAGAAACAUUUUCUCAACUUUCUCCCGUUUCGUCGAACAUUUGUUGCCGGUAAUCGCUGUCACCAUGAACUUAGAGGGAAAAAUUGGGAUUCUGAGCUACAGAAAAGCAUCCGGUAUCACCGACGCUAAAUUACUUUGGCAAUUGAUAUGAAGUUCUUUGAUGAAACUUUAUAUUUUAAUGAGGAAAAUUCAAAAUUGGGGUUUACUGUGACACACAUUUAUGAUCCUGAGCAAAGAAAAAAAUUAGACCAUGGUAUUUGAAUCUCUAUUGAAAUAUUAAGAAUGUUAAAACUAAGUUUAUAUGUGAGUGCAAAGUGCAUCUUAAGGUGACUAAUUUCGGCUUUUUUAACCAUGUAGAUACAAAACCAAAUAGAAAACAAUUUUAACUAGCUGAGUAGUGUUAGUAACUUAAUAUGAUAAGUGACGAAUGGUACUAUACCAUGGGAAAUAAUACAAUAGCUUUAAUUUUCGCUAGGAUUAAGCAUAAUUGACGUUCGUGCAGGAAACUGACGACGAGUUUCAGUGUGCACAGCUUAAUGUGGUGAUUGUAAGUAAUUACUUGUAGCCGUAGGUUUUUCCUUCGACGUGAUUGGGCACGUAUUUAAAGAGAGGUGAAAAUGAGGUUGCAGAUAUGUUGGGGUCUUAAAAUCAUAAUACAAGAAGAUUCAUGUUCUUGGUACAAAAUAAUAUAAUUUGGGGUUAUAAGUAGUUAGAUUCUACCUUUUGUUUCUUUUAACGGUGUUUCGGACACGGUUUUCAAACUGUUUGAAAGUUCUAAUGUGUGGUAAGAGCCAGUCUCUUGAAUAAUUUGUUGUCACGAAUGGUAACGUUUUAUGAUUUGAUGGUUGAACGGAACCUGCAGAACUGUUUGACGGGGCUUGUCAUGGGGCUGAUUGAACCUGUUAUAUACAUUGUGCACCAACUAGGCGAGGUGCGUGGAAUGUAGUUCUGUAAAAUGCCAUAUUGGUGCGAACGUUUAAUGUUGUAGGCAGAAUAAUGGCAUUUGUGUCACUUAGGUGUUUCAUAGGGGGUUUUUGCUCUAAAUACUUGCAGUUUUCAUGUAAAUUGCAUUGCAUUCGCAUAGAAAUGAGCCUCGACUGGGGUGGCAGGCGGAGUGACUUGAUGAGAAAAGAAGCUGAGGGCCAUUUCAUGCGCUGUUGGGCCACUGAUCUCUCUGGCUGUGAUGUGUAAGGGACGAUGUUCACUGCUCCAGAACUUAGUAUAGGCAGUCCACAUUAACGUGCUUCUGAAUACUACAAUUCCGUUGUAAAUCAGUUUUCAUGUUUCCAUAUAACACUUCCACUGCCAUGUGCAUCAAACAAAGUUUUAAUUUCCGCCAGUGCCAAACGCGCUUAUCUCCCAUAGAUGAUGAAUGAAGCUUUGACGUGCUGAUUUAUGGAUUCACAAAUGAUAUUCUCUCACAUAAUAACCUCCUGUUCCCUUACAAACAUGCAGUUGACUCGUGAUAGAGAUGACUAAUGCAAACUGUGAUUGACCGAAACAUUGUGUGAAAGUGAACAUCAGAUUACCUUCAAAUGUAAUCUGAAAUGUUUAAGAAAAUGCUUCAAUUUUUCCCCUCGUUAAAUUCCCACACUGAAAAAUGACUGGCUUAGGGCAUGGCAGUGUACGUGUUAAUGUGAUCAGAUGCAUUGCGUUGUUUGUGUACUGCGGUUUUGAAAUUGAAAAGGAGACGCAGAUGGCAGAUGAUCGGUUAAUAUUUGCAGUCAGCUCAUUGUGUUACUGUGUGAAAGUACUUUUCAUAACAGUUUGAAUUAAUUAUGCAUGUUUUAUACUGAAUACGCUACAUUACAUUUCUGUGGUAACUAAUGUAAUUGUCACAUCAUUAUUGACAGAAAUUUCCACAGCUCAAAAACUCAGAAUCAUUUACUGUUUUGCACAUAUUUGUCAUAAUUGCUUUCUGUUCAGUAAAAUGCAAUGAGGGAUGCGUGUAUUUUUACCGCCUCGCAGUUGUGUGAUUGGCCAUAAAAGCACAUGCUUCCUGUCUUGUCUAACUUCCGCGUAAUUACUUAACCAGGGUUUGUGUUUUAUUUUAUAAAUUGCUGGUAAGAGCUAACUUCUUAUUGUAAUAUUGUUAGUUGUUAUUAAUUAUUUUACAUAAAUUUGAUAUUAGUUUGAAAAUAUGUUUGCACCGUUUUAUGUUUGUUGGAUUUUACUGUGAAGUGUGAUUUUGAAUAUAGGCUUACAGAAAUGGUUAUCAUUUUAUAUAUAAUAAAUAAUUGAGCAUGUGUAUA
Messenger RNA from Zootermopsis nevadensis, 7596 nucleotides. RefSeq names its product Egl_like_exo domain-containing protein (gene egl). Gene Ontology annotation, biological process: nucleobase-containing compound metabolic process. The record is from RefSeq and is a predicted model, not a curated record. Gene Ontology annotation, molecular function: 3'-5' exonuclease activity; nucleic acid binding. Lineage: Eukaryota; Metazoa; Arthropoda; Insecta; Blattodea; Termopsidae.